GUAACUGAGACGUUCAUCGUGUAUUAUAAACCUUUAAACGUUAAAACCACAAAUUGGUAAGUAUUAUAAUGUACUGUAACUGUUAUAUUUAUGAGACAAUACAACGUAAGCUGUUAUAAGGUUUUUAUUAAAGCAUGAUCCCUGCACUAUAAUGCAAUAAAACCACACUUUACUUUCAUAGAAAGUUUUACUCAUAAUAUCUUAUUACUGUAAUUGUAUCCACCAAAGCAGACAUUACCAAUGCAGUUGUUGUACUGUGAUAUGUAACAACAAAAGCGAAACUGCUUUUCUUUCAAAUAUUAAAGAAAUGCAACCAAGCAGGUCGAUUUAUGAAUGCUUCUGGUAAAUCCUAAUGAAAGAUUGACUCAUGUCACGAAAAACAACAACCCAUUUAUAAGAAAACUGCUUAAAGCAGUCUACACAUUUUCAAGAUGAAGUCCUGUACCUCCUGUCUCUAUGUCUGUGCACUGGGGCUGAUCGUGGGCUUGGAUUUGUUGGUCCAUUGUGACAUUCCUAAUUCUCUGAGUGGAGCAUACCUGCGUGGAGAUGUUAAUUGUGCAAUUUUGUCAUCAAUUCACUCAAAAGUCAUUGAUCUACACAAGCGAACACGUCCAGAGCCAUUCAUCUGCACUGAUUUUAAUCCAAUCACGUUUGUACGAUCGUUGGCUGCCAUCCACACAAUUGAAGAAAUCAAUAAUUCUUCAUUUCUUCCGGGAAUCAAGUUUGGAUAUGUAGUCUGUGACCCGUGUUCAUCUCCCCCCAAAGCACUGCACUGUCUGGAACAUCUGUUGGCUAUAAACGGAUCUCUGCCGGUUCUCUCCGACUACUCAGAUUUCCGUCCGUCAGUGAAAGCACUUUUGGGAGAAGGAUACUCUGAAUUAUCUAUCGCUAUUGCCAAACUCCUCGGCCUCUACUUGUUUCCUCAGAUCAGCUGUACCUCUUCUUCACCAGUCCUCAGUGACAAACUGCGUUAUCCGUCUUUCAUGCGUGUCAUUCCGAGUGAUGUCCACCAAACUAAAGCACUGGUCAAGCUAAUGACCCAUUUUUCGUGGGACUGGGUCGGUGUGGUUUAUGGAGACGAUGACUACGGUAGAGCAGCUCACCAGAGUGUACUGGAAGAGGCCAAGGGAAAAUUAUGUUUCGCCUUCGAGAAAGAAGUAACGCAUUACUUGGACCACGUGGAUGUUGAUAAGCAAGUCAAAGAUGCUGUUGACACUAUACGAGCUUCAUCCGCACAGGUUGUGCUUCUUAUUCUAAAGCCACAGCUGGUGGAAAAGAUCUUUAAAUGGAUGAUUCAAACCAACACAAACAGAAUCUGGAUCGCAAGUGAUGUCUGGUCCAUGUUCGGUCCAUUAACAAAGAUGCCAGACAUAAAUAAAGUGGGUGAUAUUUUCGGCUUUUCCUUUACCAUGGGAAAUAUACCAGGGUUUGAAGAUUACUUGAAAAAUCUCAGGCCAACACCAGGGGCAAGAAAUGACUUCAUUGAGGAGUAUAAAGAGUUGCGACUGAACUGCUCCAUCUCACCUCUGAACUGCAGUGUAGAUGAAUUGCUGGGUGUGGUGGACCUGAGAGAGGUUUACAGUCAGAGAGUGGCGAUAUAUGCAGUAGCUCAUGGUCUCAAAAAAAUUCUUAAAUGUAACGAGACCGCCUGCAGUGGCGAAAUCAACUUUCCACCUUGGCAGCUGGUGGAAAGUAUUCGCAGUGUGAAUUUCACACUUGAUGGCACUACACAUUACUUUGAUGACAACGGGGACUUUACGGAUGGUUAUGACCUCAUACGGUGGAAGAAAACUGAUGUUGAUCGAAAUAUUGAAGUUGUUGGAAAAUUUCUCUUAGAAAAAGGACAAGUGGAGCUACUGAAUGAAUUCCAGGAGUUAACCUCUUCAGUCCAGGUCCAGUUUAAAUGCUUAGAGUCCUGCGGGCCGGGCAGCAGUAAGAGCGUGACAAACAAUUCCUGCUGCAUCAGCUGCAUUGUUUGUACUGAAGGAACUUACACUAAUAAAUACGAUGAAAGCAGCUGUCAUAAAUGUCCAGAGGAACAGCACUCACUAGAGAAUGCAACUGAAUGCAAGCCAUUUGAUGAGAUGUAUCUCUUCUGGUCUGAAGCGUAUCCCAUCAUUCUGUUAGUGGCAACAGCAAUAGGCAUCAUUCUGGUGUUUACUUCAUUUAUCAUUUAUCUCACACACAGAGACAAACCAGUAUUCCAAAGGGCCGAACUCAAACUGUUUUGUUUUAUGCUGCUGGGCCUGAUGGUUAGCUUCAUUGAUGUAAUCAUGUUUAUUGGCAAGCCAAACAAACCUCUGUGUCAGGCGCAGCAGGCCGUUUACGGCCUCGGUUUCACUUUGUGUGUUUCAAGCAUCCUUGUUAAAGCCUAUUACACCUUCGUGACAUAUAUGCCUAUGAAUCUGAGCACACAGAAUCAUCUUAAAACACUCCACAAGCCACUUAUAAAUGUAUUCAUGCUUACCGUGGGUCAGGGAGUCAUCCUGUUGUUCUGGCUGAUUUUUGACUCUCCUGAUGUAAAGAGGGAGUGGCCUGAAACAGGAAUGGUAAAGUAUGUCAUCUGUAACGAGGGAUCUAUUGCAGGUUUCGCAGUCAUGCAUGGUUAUAUUGCUCUGUUGGCCCUCAUUUGUUUCCUUCUUGCCUUCAUGGUCAGAAAAGUCCCACAGGAUUUUAAUGACACAGGGCCCAUCAUCUUUAGCAUGUUGAUUCAUCUGUUUGCCUGGCUUUGCUUUAUUCCCAUUUACAUUAAUAAGAACCAAACAGAACAGAAACACAUUGUUCAGGCUUCGGCCGUUCUGGCCUCCAGCUAUGGCAUAAUACUCUGCUAUUUUGUCCCUAAGUGCUACGCAGUCCUGUGGGAUUUCUACUCAAAUUCUUCCAUUAAGACGUCGAGUGGGUAUGCUGGACACCACACAGAUCGGGCAGACACUGAGUUACGUGAUCAAGGCCCGAUCACUCCGAACUCAGGUAUAAUCACUCAUGAUGUGGGAGAGGAUUCAGCAGAAUCUGUGCAGACAGUUAGCACAGCUUCAAGUGAUGAUACCACCAGCGCUGUACAUACUGUGGGAUUAUCAGAGGAGGAUAGAGACAGCACUAUAAACUCAACAUAGAACAGACAAAGACCCACAAACACAUAAAUCAUCUGAAAUGGAUUGUUUUGCUUUUUGUACCAAUUGAUCGAUUAACCUUUUAUCUAUAAAAUGCAGUGAAUGUUUUUAUUAUAUAAAGUUAAUUUUGACUUAUUGUAAACCAUGUGUGUGUAAUAAUGUGCAUGACCAUUGUAAUAUUAGGCUGAGGCUUUUUGUCAAAAGAGUCUUAUCUUAGUAACCAUUAGGUUUUCAGUCGAAAGUUUGAUUACGACCAGGGUUCUAAAUUCUAAAUUUGUUAUUUAAAACUUACCGGCCAGUUUGGCCGGUGAUGCAUGAGGCAUUGCAUGAAUGAUACAUAAAGCUCUGUUCUCGGACAUUUAUCCCUCUGGCAGUACUUCCUACAUUUCCCAUCAACACUGUGCCGUAAUGCUACGUGAUAAUGUUUCAUACACCCAUUGGCUGCGCGCAGUUUGAGUGAAACCAGCGCGAGAAACCAUGGAAAUGAGUGGAGCGCUUCCAACAAAACACAAGGAAUGCGGAACGUGCCCCAGCGUA
This is a messenger RNA of Misgurnus anguillicaudatus (oriental weatherfish), 3647 nucleotides long. Its product is annotated as G-protein coupled receptor family C group 6 member A-like. The record is from RefSeq and is a predicted model, not a curated record. Gene Ontology annotation, molecular function: G protein-coupled receptor activity. Gene Ontology annotation, cellular component: plasma membrane. Gene Ontology annotation, biological process: G protein-coupled receptor signaling pathway. Lineage: Eukaryota; Metazoa; Chordata; Actinopteri; Cypriniformes; Cobitidae.